Messenger RNA from Batrachochytrium dendrobatidis JAM81, 699 nucleotides. RefSeq lists its product as uncharacterized. Lineage: Eukaryota; Fungi; Chytridiomycota; Chytridiomycetes; Rhizophydiales. Bases 1 to 699 code for a protein of 232 amino acids. Gene Ontology annotation, cellular component: nucleus. The record is from RefSeq and is a predicted model, not a curated record. The transcript has 3 exons. Gene Ontology annotation, molecular function: protein binding.
AUGGAUUUGUGCACAGCUUCAUCAAGAGGUGCAGUUCAACAGGCUCAAACCUUGCUUCAAACGGGAAUCGACCCAAAUACUAGCUCAACUCGAUGGAAUGCUCGUCUAGCUUGCACUGUCGAUUCAUCUGCCUCUUCACAUGAAAACAACGACGAAAAUGCUGAUUCUGAUGUAUAUAUGGCUUUGCCGUUACAUUUGGCAGUUAUUCAUGGCCAUUAUGAUAUGGUGCAAUUGCUGCUAGAUCAUGGCGCGUCGAUGACAAAAAAAGACUCUAGAGAUAGAACGGCAAUAAUUUGCUGCAUCUACGGAUCAUGCGAUACUCUGACCAUCACAUCUCAAAACCAGUUGAUAGUGACAAAAACUACGUCAAAUCAUAUUGCCAUAAUGCGAUUGUUACUUCGAAUUUUGGUCAAAGACACACCCGACAUGUUUGAUGAGUGCGCUAACAAUCCACAGAGUGGAAAAUUGCUACGAGGUGUUACUCCACUUUGUCUGGCUGCUUAUCUUGGCAAAUCAGAAAUGGUGCGCACAUUGAUUCAAAGUGGUGCCAUGGCAAAUGCUCAAGAUCUCAAUGGUACGUCUACAACCAAGGUUUUAGUUGGCAAGGGGUUCGACGCCGCUAAUGUAUGCAGGUACGUAUUGAUUAUUUUCAUUAGAUUUAGUAUAUUGCCCAACAUGUAUAGACAUGUCCAUAUAUGA